Zalophus californianus (California sea lion) is the source of this 5650-nucleotide messenger RNA. It is a transcript of the gene PLEKHG4B, whose product is annotated as pleckstrin homology and RhoGEF domain containing G4B. The record is from RefSeq and is a predicted model, not a curated record. NCBI's taxonomy places the organism in Eukaryota, Metazoa, Chordata, Mammalia, Carnivora, Otariidae. Gene Ontology annotation, molecular function: guanyl-nucleotide exchange factor activity.
GCCCCGGUGAGGGCACCUGCGCGCUGGGUGCGCCUGCGGGAGGUCGGACAAAGGCGGCGCCACCAUGGCUCUCAGCGCGGCCGACAAAGGCUCCGGCACCAAGGAUCUGGAAUCCCUUGACACCUAUAUCCAGAACACACUGUCUGCCCUCUACCCACCUUUUGAGGCCACGGCAGCCACGGUGCUCUGGCAGCUGUUCAGUGUGGCGGAGAGACUCCAUGGUGGGGAUGGGCUGCGCUGCCUCACUGACUUCCUCAUCCCAGCCAAGAGGGCCCUACAGCAUCUGCAGCAGGAAGCCUGUGCCAGGUACACAGGCCUCAUCUUCUUCCACGAAGGUUGGCCACUGUGCAUCGAUGAGAAGGUGGUGGUGCAGUUGGCGUCCCUCCGUGGAGUCAGGCUCAGGCCUGGGGACUUCUACCUGCAGAUCACAUCAGUGGGGAAGCAGUCAGCCAGAUUGGUUCUAAAAUGCCUCUCCCAGAGUGGACGAGGCUCAGAAGAAGUCACUGUCCCUGAGGCCAUGUACGGCUGCGUCUUCACGGGAGAGUUCCUGGAAUGGCUGAACGGCGAGCGGAACGGUGUCCCCUUACAAAACUGCUUGCUGACCUCAGGCUCUGCGGUCUUCCGCACCCCAUGGAGCAGUGUCACAGACCCCAUCUUUGUACCGACAUUCAGAACUAUCCUGCCCCACUGCAGCUCUCCUGGGCCUGAGCAGCCACCCCCCAGAAGCAUCUCCAAAGCUCUGGCCCCAGCACCAGCCGUGGCCAACACCCGUCCCCAGGAGACCACCCCUUCCAGCAACACCCCAACCCUGCCCCACUGCCAUAGGCAUCCUGGCAGUGACCAGCCCAGCCACCAACCUUCCCCAGGAAGAGCUGAGUGGGAAGGCCCUAGGAUCCCAUUUGGGAGCUCCGAUGGAGGCCUUGUCAGGGUUGGGCCCUCAGAGCUGGGCCCACGGGAAGGACCAAGAGGGAGCCUGGAUGCCACAGACAAAAGGGACAGCCCCCAGGCCCUCGCUGUCUGUGAGGACGUGGGCAGUCCAAGCUCCAGAAGGCAGUUGCCCAGGGACUCAGCCAGCAUGGAGGCCAGACGUUGGUUCAGGAAGUCCUACAUGGAGGCCCUGCGGAACCCCAUGCCCCUGGGCUCCAGUUCCGAAGAGUCUCUUGGGGACGAGGCCUGCAGCUCCCAGACCACGGCGGCCAGGGCAGCAGCCAGCCCAACCCGGAAGGAAACGCCCAGCCCCUGGGGAGGCUCCGUAGAGAUCCCAAGUCAGGAAAAAUGUCCGGGAGCCACAAGGAGCACUCUUCCCCAGAGGUCUCGGUCCUGGGACAGGUCCCUCAGGAGCUGGCGAGGUGACACCCGGCAGGCCUCCCACCACUCAGUCAGCACCAGUCUGGGAGGCCUCUUAGGAGGACAAGCUGAGGGGACCAGAAGUGCAGGCUCCAGCUGCAACCCCUGCACCACAGCGGAGAGUCCAGCUGGUGGUGACACAGACAGCAGCACCUUCCGAGGGCACGAUCCUGGCCAGAUUCCAGAUGUGCUUGCUGAGCCACUGUGCCCCAAGGGAGGAGGACAGCCACCCAGCAGAGGAGACAUGCCCAGUCAGAUGCCCAGGCAGGUGCUGGAGGUGAGCCAGGAGCUCCUGCAGUCCGGGGUCAUCACCCUCCCAGGGACCCGAGACCACCAGGGAAGAGCAGUGGUGCAGGUCUGCACGAGGGGCCCGCUCUGGUCCAGCAAACACACCUCCAGCAUCGAGCUGACCCAACUGUUGCAGUACUUCUACGGCAUUCCCAGGAAAGAGGUGCGGGAGCUGGGGCUGGUCAUCCUGGUGGAUGCUCGCAAGGGUCCAGCUGCCCCUACUCUCUUCCAGGCUCUGGCAGCACUGCAGAACACAUCUCCUCCCAUAAUUCAUAGUAUUGUGUUGUUGGUGAAUAAAGAAUCAGGAUUUAGGCCUGACAAGGAUAGAACAAUUCAGUGUGAGGUGGUGGGCUCCCUGAAGGCCUUGCACAAGCUUGUUGACAGCUCGCAGCUGACCGCAGACCUCGAUGGCUCCUUUCCCUACAGCCACAGUGACUGGAUCUGCUUCCGUAGGAAGCUGGAGCCCUUCACCACAAAUUGUGAGAAUGCCAUUGUUUUCCUACAAAAUUCAGUCCACUCUCUGAAUACCCACAGGACUCUAAGCACAGUACAGGAGGUCACAGACUUAAUCAGCAAGCAUAAAGCAACAAUGAAUUGUGUGCUGGAAGACGCACUGCUGGUCGCCCUCCGGCUAGAGGGUGGUACCGUGCUGGCGCAGCUGAGGAGGGAGCAGCUUGGCACCAGCCAAGACUGCCGGGAUGCCAUUGAGGUCGCCUCCAGGCUGUACAACCAAAUGGAUGAAGAGGUCCAUCAGCUUGUCCUCACCUCCAAUAGGUGUCUGCAGGAGCUGGAGAGGCUCCGGGAAGGGAGGAUGCUCCAGGAGGGACAAGGCCAGGUGGAUGGAUGGAUGCAGCAGUGCAGUGAGUGCCUGGAGUACCUGGGCCCGGAGCCAGUCACUGAGUAUCUGGAGAGCUGUCACCGGGAAGCCACAGAGCUGACUGCACAGGGCUUCCCCGGGGCCAGCGCAGUGGCGACAGGCUUGGGCAGCCAGCGGACGCUGCAUCAGAGGCACACCUUAGGGCUGCAGAGCCCACAGACCCGCCUCUGCUUCCAGGAGGCCCUAUCUGGGGUUAGCCCAGACCCUGGCACCCUACCUCUGGACCAGAGAGCCCUGAAGCAUGAGCUUGCGCAGGCGGCCGAGAGGCGGCACCGUGAGCCAUCCUGGACUCCCCCCACUGACCCAGAGGACUGCGUUGGGAAGCGGGCCCAACUGCUGCCUGGCCUCCCUGGACAAGCCUCUCUGAGCAGGCAGGAGGGUGAGCACCUGGCCCCAGGUGUGCCUUCCCCACAUGACAGCCCCACCUGCUCCUCCACGCCCAUCCAGACACCCACCACCCACCCCAGGAAACAUCCCCUGAAGAAAAUUAUGAGGAAAACACGAAGCUUUGAGAUUGCACAGCUUGACAGUGGCCCCAGGGAUGCCCCCUGGCCAGGCCACACUGGGGUCUUCAUCAGGGGCCUAGAGGUGACCAGCAGCGUGGCCUCCGAGAAGCAGUCCCCACCACGGCCACAUGCUGAGAGCCCCCUGGUCACUCGGAGCCGGCGUCUGUCCUCUCCCUCCAGGAUCCAUCCCUCCGAGGAGGACGGGAGGAGGCAAGCAGGAAGCAGCCGACUGCGGCACAUAAUGGCCGAGAUGGUUUCCACGGAGAGGGAGUAUGUUAGGUCCUUAGGGUAUGUCAUUGACAACUACUUUCCAGAAAUGGAAAGAACGGACCUGCCCCAGGACCUUCGAGGGAAGCGCAGCAUUGUUUUUGGGAACCUGGAGAAGCUGUACGACUUCCACCACCAGCAUUUCCUUGUGGAGCUGGAGCGCUGCCAGCACGGUCCCUUGGCGGCGGGCCGCGGGUUCCUGAAACACGAGGAACAGUUUGGCAUGUAUGCACUCUACAGCAAGAACAAGCCCCAGUCGGACGCCCUACUCUACAGCCACGGCAACGCCUUCUUCAAGGUCACCCCCCAACCCUGCGAGCCGCGCUGCCCCCCUCCGGGCCGGCUGACCCUCUCACCCCGGCCCUUGCAGGACAAGCAGCGGGAGCUGGGCGACAAGAUGGACUUGGCCUCCUACUUGCUGAAGCCCGUGCAGCGCAUGGGCAAGUAUGCACUACUGCUGCAGGACCUGGUCAGGGAGGCUAGCAGCUGCCCCGCCUGGGAGCAGGAGCUGGGUGAGCUUCGGGCUGCCGAAGACGUGGUCCGCUUCCAGCUGCGUCACGGCAAUGACCUGCUGGCAAUGGAUGCCGUCCGAGGCUGUGACGUGGAUCUGAAGGAGCAGGGACAGUUGAGAUGCCAGGACGAGUUUAUCGUGUGCUGUGGAAGGAGAAAGUACUUGAGGCACGUGUUCCUCUUUGAAGACCUCAUCCUGUUUAGCAAGACCAGGAAGGUGGAUGGGGGCUAUGACACCUACACGUACAAACAGUCCUUCAAGACAGCGGAGAUUGGGAUGACGGAGAACGUCGGAGACAGCGGCUUGAGGUUUGAGAUCUGGUUCCGCAGGCGGCGAAAGUCCCAGGACACCUACAUUCUCCAGGCCAGCUCUGCAGAGGUCAAGAUGGCCUGGACCCACAUGAUAGGGCAGAUACUGUGGCGGCAGGCUCUGCGGAACAGAGAACUCAGAAUGCAAGAAAUGGUGUCAAUGGGGAUAGGCAACAAACCAUUCAUGGACAUCCAGCCCAGUGACGCAGCCAUAAGCGACCGGGCUGUCAAGAAGGGAGCAGAGUCACGGACCCGAGCACCGAUGGUUGUGCCCCCCUGUGACCACGCCGCCCCCUUUAAGAGGCCACACUCCACCAUCUCUGACAGCAGUACCUCCUCCUCUGGCAGCCAGUCCUCCUCCGCCCUGGGGCCGCUGAGCCUGCAAGCAUCUGCCAACCCAGCCCUGCUGAGCUCCGCCUCCUGCCCCUGGCCAUAUGACAUGCACACCUGCCUUGAGGAGGAGGGGGAGUUGGAGCAGGAGACAGGGAGCCAGCCUUCCAUGCUGACAGAGUGCACGUCGUCGGGGGACAGUGGCCUCGGGCUCCCAGCGCUGUCCUCUGAGGGGGGCCCCCAGAGCGCCUCCUCUGCUGCCCCCAGGAGGGGCUCACGGCUGCAGAUGCCCAGCCAGUACACCACAACGCUGUGAUGUACUUGGAAGAAGCUCAGCCCCUCUAGGGAGAGUCCCCGUCAGAAGGAGCAGAGGGGCCUCCACCCAGACCUGGGCCCGAGGUCUGGGAAGGAGGCACUCAUGCUGGGGCUCCUGACGCACCCCCACUCCAGCGCCAGCCACACAGUCAGCACGCCAUGGGCCCUGCCUGCCUGGACAUCGUCUGGCCUUCUUCCAUCCCACCUGCACAGUUUCUCCGCCCCAGUCCAGGGGCUCAGAGGGCCAGGUGGCCCAGACGUCCAUGUGCGCACUGCUCUGAACUCCCCCAGUGUUCUGGAGGCUGCAGCAAGGUUGGGGUGGGAGCCCAGGGAACCCUGGUUCCCAUGGGGAGGUCCAGACAGACCUGGGGUGUCUCAGAGCAGGGUGAGCCCUCUGGGACCAUGCUUCGCUGGCCCUCCAGGCAACACAGGCCCAUGGACAAUGGUCCCCCAGAGCAGAACCCACUGAGCUGUAUCCCAGGUGUAGGGGUGCCUCUGAGUAAAUCUGGAAUCUCGGUUUUCUUUCGUCUUUAACAAGGCAUGUGUAGAUCGUGGGGCCACCAGUCACCACCACCACCACCUGUGGGCCUGGGACCCAGGUUGGGGUGAGGGCACAGCAGCUGGGCCUGAGGUCUGGGGUGUGGACAGUGUCCUGAGAGGACCACCCCUCACCAAAUGGAGGAGCAGAAGAAUAAUAAGCAGGGAAAGCCUGGGUAGAUGCCAGACCUUGAAGGAGCUUCCUGCUGGGGGGUGUCUUCCCCACGAGACCCCCAUCCUCCAGGUGGCAGCCAGGUGCACAGGUCGGUUCCCCAGCACGGUGAGUUGGCAAUUUCCAGCUGCUGGAAUUUCUUUGUCACUUCGUUUCAAUGCUGACUUGUUCCCAACUUUAGGAGCAUAAAUA